CUAGUUUCUUACAAUUACAAAACACAAGACUCGCAGUCUUAAGGAGUCGAAAAAUAUAUAACCAAUACAAAUUCAUAAAUCUCACUUCUCUUCGUAGCGCUCCUUUGGUCCGACUCUCAUAUCAGGCACUCGGUACGACUUGCGUUGCUGCUUUCUCAUCAGUGAACGGUGCACUGCAAUUGGGUCAACAUGGUGGUUCUUGCGGCUUCCAUUAUAAGUAAAUCUGGCAAAGCACUUGUUUCAAGACAAUUUGUGGAUAUGUCUCGCAUAAGAAUUGAGGGGCUCCUUGCAGCUUUCCCCAAGUUGGUUGGAACAGGAAAACAACAUACAUACAUUGAGACUGAAAAUGUGCGCUAUGUUUACCAGCCAAUAGAGGCUUUGUAUUUACUGCUUGUAACAAACAAACAGAGCAACAUUCUUGAAGAUUUGGAGACACUUAGGCUUCUUUCCAAACUAGUUCCUGAAUAUUCUGUUUCUCUAGAUGAAGAGGGCAUUUGCAAGACAGCUUUUGAGCUGAUUUUUGCAUUUGAUGAAGUCAUCUCCCUUGGGCACAGGGAAAGUGUAACUGUUGCACAGGUUAAACAAUACUGUGAGAUGGAGAGUCAUGAGGAGAGAUUGCACAAGUUGGUAAUGCAGAGCAAGAUCAACGAGACUAAGGACAUCAUGAAGCGCAAAGCUAGUGAGAUUGACAAAAGCAAGAUCGAAAAGAAUAGAGGUGAUAAAGGAGGGUUCAUGUCUAUGCAGUCAAUGGGUUCUGGUAGAAUUGAUUCUGGUUUUGGUAGUGAUAGUGGCAUAUCUAGCAGUGGAAGUGGUUUUGGAGGUGGUUCUGGGUUUGGAUUAAGCACUGAUAUGGAUUCCUUCACCAGCAGCAAGUCUAAAGGUCGUCCAGCUGCAUCUGCUACUGCACCUCCUAAAGGUCUUGGUAUGAAGCUUGGUAAAACACAAAGGGCAAACCAGUUUUUGGAAUCUUUGAAAGCUGAAGGGGAAGUUAUUCUUGAGGAUGUCCGUCCAAGUGCUGGUCCAACCAGAGCAGCUGCUCCACCACCAACUGAUCCCAUUACAUUGACUGUUGACGAGAAAAUCAAUGUGACACUAAAGCGAGAUGGUGGUGUCAGUAACUUUGAUGUUCAGGGAACCUUGUCUCUUCAAAUUCUUAACCAGGAAGAUGGGCUCAUCCAAGUUCAGAUUGAGACUGGAGGCAAUCCAGGUGUCCUCUUCAAGACCCACCCUAACAUCAACAAAGAACUGUUUUCCAAUGAAAAUAUUUUAGGCCUCAAAGAUCCUAACAGGCCGUUUCCUGCUGGUCAAGCUGGUGAUGGUGUUGGCCUGUUGAAGUGGAGAAUGCAAAGUGUAGAUGAGUCAGUUGUGCCAUUGACGAUCAACUGCUGGCCCUCGGUUUCUGGAACUGAAACUUACGUCAGUAUCGAGUAUGAAGCUUCAUCAACAUUUGAUUUGCAGAAUGUUGUGAUUUCAGUACCUCUUCCAGCUCUUAGAGAGGCACCAAAUGUAAAGCAGAUUGAUGGUGAAUGGAGGUAUGAUUCCAGAAAUUCCAUUUUAGAGUGGUCCAUACUUCUCAUUGAUAACUCAAACCGCAGUGGAUCUAUGGAGUUUGUUGUCCCUCCAGUAGAUGCAUCAGUCUUUUUCCCGAUUUCUGUGCGUUUUACUGCUGCAAGCACAUUCAGUGAACUGAAGGUGCUUAAUGUCUUGCCGCUGAGAGGUGGACCAUCGCCAAGGUUCGCUCAGAGAACACUUCUAUCCACCGAGAAUUACCAAGUGGUGUGACUUGUGUUUUAAUAUAUAGGAAAAUUGGUUGAGAAAGUUUUUAAUACGAUUUUGAAGACGUUUUCUUUUGGAGCUUGUGCUACUAAUGAGACUACCAUUAACUUCUUAUUUUUUGGUUCCCUGUUUCUUUAUUGCUGAAAUUUUUGGGACAUUGUGAUGCUGUGUAGUAUUGGUCCAUAGAUAUACUUUUCUGAAUAUGUAGCAUUGUUGUUCUUUUCAUUAGCUUGGACAUAUUUUUCUCUCAAUAAAUGGUUUUAUUGGUGGA
This is a messenger RNA of Camellia sinensis, 2047 nucleotides long. Lineage: Eukaryota; Viridiplantae; Streptophyta; Magnoliopsida; Ericales; Theaceae. The record is from RefSeq and is a predicted model, not a curated record.